CCCACUCGCCUCGCCUGCCGACAAUCCGACAUCCGUUAAAUUUCAAAUGAAACAGCAUACACGCCGUCAAGCAAGGUUUUCUCCUAAUCCUCGAAGAGUGAGUCGCGAUUCGAGCGAGGUUUUCCUUGAAUUUAGUAAUCCGUAAAGCGGGUAUCUGUGCCUAGUUGUAAGUGAAUAAUAAUGGCGCGCAACAAUAUCUACUAUUCGGACAAAUAUUACGACGACAAAUACGAAUACAGACACGUCGUCCUGUCCAAGGAGCUCGUGAAAUUGGUGCCAAGGACCCAUCUCAUGUCCGAGCAGGAGUGGAGGGCCAUUGGAGUCCAGCAGAGCCAGGGCUGGGUGCAUUACAUGACUCAUCAACCUGAGCCACACAUCCUGUUAUUCAAAAGAAAAAUAACUUCACCACCACCGGAGCAGUAAUCCGAUCGAAUUCAGUGUGCCGAGCUGAGCUUGAUGUAUGGAAACGGGAUCAUUGUUGUUGUUCAAAAUAGCUUACUUCCAGUGAAUUCAUAGAUGGCAUCUACUUCAACUGCACAUUGCGAAUAAAGAUGCGCAGAAGCACGCUACUGACAUUGAUAACGAUGAGAAAAUAUUCAAACAAAAAAGAAUCGGAAAAAAAAUGCAAAAAAAAAAUAUUAUGUCUAAAAAUAUCAAUGAACGAAAGUAAACGAACGGCAAGUUUCGAAGUGUACUUCUAGGAUCCCCCCCUCAACUUGCAAAGAACUGCGUCAAUAACAAUCCUCGCAACCAAGCUCUUCUUACUCUUUUAUUUUACUUCUAUGUAAUUCUGUCAUUCCUUGCAAUGACAAAAGAAGUAUAUUGUAAAUAUGUCUAUAGUGUGUUCUAGUUUGUAAUUCUCCGUGCUCAGCAUUAACAUUUAACUGAUAUGAAAGCUAAGAACAAACGAGGAAAAGAAGAAGAAAAAUGUAACGAAAAAAGAAAACAUCAACU
Diprion similis is the source of this 954-nucleotide messenger RNA. It is a transcript of the gene Cks30A, whose product is annotated as cyclin-dependent kinases regulatory subunit. Gene Ontology annotation, molecular function: protein kinase binding; histone binding; ubiquitin binding. The coding region runs from base 181 to 423 and encodes 80 amino acids. The transcript is spliced from 3 exons. The record is from RefSeq and is a predicted model, not a curated record. Gene Ontology annotation, cellular component: SCF ubiquitin ligase complex; cyclin-dependent protein kinase holoenzyme complex. Lineage: Eukaryota; Metazoa; Arthropoda; Insecta; Hymenoptera; Diprionidae. Gene Ontology annotation, biological process: regulation of mitotic cell cycle.